UCGGGGCUCCACCAUUCAACACCAAACUGAUUUCAAGUAUUUAUUCAGCCUAACUAUCGAGACCGACAUAUUUGGAUGCUGAAUGCGGAACGUGGCCAGGACUGAAGGAAGAUUCGCGUGAUCCGGUAGAUAACAUUUCGGCGCAUCCGACGGAGAGAAGCAUGGUUGAUAACGCAAGUAUAGCAACUAAAUCUGCUUUGCAAGGCUCUUUCUCGCCCGCCAGUAGCAUUCCCAUCCCGGCUCCCUUCCCCGGCGUCCAGUCCCAGCAGCCCGCCAGCGGCGGCAUGAAGCUCGAAGCGGUCAUGGAGAACCUGCAGCGGCAACAGGCAGCGCGGCUGGCCCUGGAGGAGAAGCUCCGGCAGGCGGAGACAGAGAAAGACCUCCGCUCCAUGGUGGAGUCGCAGAUCCACCAACAAGCGCUGGCUUUCCGACACUACCAGGCGGCGAUGCGAGGCGCUCUGGCCGCCGGAGUUGCCAACUCGUCGCUCCCACACAUGGAGGUCCGCAGAACCGCCGAAGACGGGACCUCCUCCAGACCGGGCAGCGACGGUAAGGAGCGGGAAGAGGAGGGAGACGACAUGGAGGAGCAGGACAUCAUGGAUGAAGAGGAGGAGGAGGAGGGCGAAGAUGAUGUCGGGUUGAACCACUACCAGCACCGGGCAUCCUCGCUCCAGGGAGCCAGUCUGCCUCCUAAGAGCGGCCCGAUGCAUCUCAUGGCCAAAGCCCCGGCGGCCUAUGCCCCGGCCCGCUGCGCAGAGUCUCCCUCGGCCCCGCAGCCCCAGCACCACGACUGGACCUAUGAGGAGCAGUUCAAACAGCUGUAUGAAUUGGAUGAUGAUGAGAAGCGCAAAGAGUUUCUUGAUGACCUUUUUACUUUCAUGCAGAAACGAGGGACUCCAGUGAAUCGGAUUCCUAUCAUGGCCAAGCAGGUGUUGGAUCUCUACAUGCUCUACAAGCUCGUCACAGAAAAAGGCGGCUUAGUGGAAGUCAUCAAUAAGAAAAUAUGGCGUGAGAUCACCAAAGGCCUUAACCUCCCUACCUCCAUUACCAGUGCAGCUUUCACUCUCCGAACACAGUAUAUGAAGUACCUCUACCCGUAUGAAUGUGAAAAGCGGGGACUGAGCUCCCCCGGGGAGCUUCAGGCAGCUAUCGACAGCAACCGGCGGGAAGGCCGUCGGCAGAGCUACGGCUCGGCCAUCUUCAGCUACUCCCCCGUGGGCACCCCCACCCUCCUGUCCUCGCCAAAGAUGCACAUGUCCCACCUGUCUCUGCCCACGCACAACAGUGGCCACAUCUCCCACGUGCCUGUCAUCAAGAAAGAGGAAUCCAUGAUGGCCAGCUGCCUGCCCAGCCGGUUGGCCCUCCCCAUGUCACCCAGCGGCCACCACGCAGCAGCCGUGGCCGCCCAGGCAGCCGCAGCCCAGGCCGUCCAGGCCGCGGCCCUGGAACAGCUCCGAGAGAAGCUGGAGAGUGGUGAACCACCAGAAAAGAAGAUGAUGGUGGCAGAGGAGCAGCAGAGGAUGAUGCAACACGCCCUGCAGCAGAACCUGCUGGCCAUGGCCACGCAGCUGCCCCUCAACAUCAAACUCAACAACAGAGAUGAUAGACAAGAGACCGCAUUGAACCUGUCUACCAACGGCAUUAGCAGCAUCAACAUGUCAAUAGAAAUAAAUGGAGUUGUCUACACAGGCGUCCUGUUUGCCCGGCAGUCGGCCAUCGCAGCGAUGGCGGGACACCGCGGGAAACACAGCAGCUGUCAGACUCAGGGAAAGAGCAGUCCCACGCAGUUCCAGCCCUCCUGCUCCUCCUCCUCGUCUUCCUCCUCUUCCUCGCUCCGCGGACACAGAAACUCCUCCCCCUGAGUUUCCUGUCCCUCCUCCCACCCCAGAUCCGUUCUCUCCUCAAAGACACAAAGCAGUCAGAGACAUGGCUUUCUCUCCAUCUCCUCGAUCCGAGUCCUUGUAGGUCUGCU
This is a messenger RNA of Perca flavescens (yellow perch), 1972 nucleotides long. It is a transcript of the gene arid3c, whose product is annotated as AT rich interactive domain 3C (BRIGHT-like). Gene Ontology annotation, cellular component: nucleus. Gene Ontology annotation, biological process: regulation of transcription by RNA polymerase II. NCBI's taxonomy places the organism in Eukaryota, Metazoa, Chordata, Actinopteri, Perciformes, Percidae. The record is from RefSeq and is a predicted model, not a curated record. The coding region runs from base 162 to 1862 and encodes 566 amino acids. Gene Ontology annotation, molecular function: DNA binding. The transcript is spliced from 8 exons.